GAACAGCAAUAUCACGGCAGAAACCUCACACUUUAUGAGAAUGUUUAUCGAGUGGAAGUAAUAAUUACAAUUAUAGGACUGUAUGCUUCAGUUGGACGACUUGGUACUACGUAGAAGAAUAGUAUCUGAUCGACUAAACGAAAUGUGUGUACAAAUGGUAAACAAUUAAAAACGAAAUACAGAAAUUAAGAUACGAAUGAUCGGAGAAUAAAGACCCGUAUACGGUUGAUUGUCUAUUGAUGAAAUCUAUUACUUGACUUGAUUAACAAAACUACAUAUACUCAUGUGUCUACAGUCAGAAUCUUCAGAUUGGAAGAUUCGACUGGCAAGACUAAAUAAAAUCAUGGACUCACUUUCAAUUUAGAUGUCUCAGUGGAAUUCUCGAGAUAGAAGAGUUCUCAUCCGAUGAGGCAAGUAGUGGUAGUGUACUUUAUAGUUGUAAUAGUGUGAAUGCUCAAAGGUUAUAUACACAGAAAAACUCAAAUACAAUUAGAAAUGGUUUCACAUUAAGAAGUAAACUUUAUUCGUUUGCAAGUAAACCACAUCUUAGUUGAUCUUGUCAACAUAUCUAUUCUCGAAAAAACUGCAGACAUUAUAUAAGUCGUUCCCCAUCUUCCAGCAAUGGUUGAUUUUGAACUACAAAGAUUAAAGUUUUCCUGCUAAAAUGAAUGAAGAAGAAGAGAUGGAUAUUGAAACGAACUAUUCGACUUCAGUUCAUGAACCUGAAGCGAGCUUUGAUACAGAUAAAACCGACACCUCUACAUUGGACGAAGAAAAAGUACGCAGACCUUCCCUUACUUUACCUGAGGAGGACCGGGAGGGCUCAGUAUCUGGAUAUGAAUCAGCAGAAAAACCUAUGGCAAUAGAAGAGCCUGUCGUGGCUCUCCCGGAAAGUAAACAUAUAGAUCCAAAAUAUAAUUCGGAAAGAAAAGACCUUACGUUAGAGAAAACCGGUACAAAUUCGGUUAUUGAUAAGUAUGGACGACUUGCUGACGGUUUGGAAUAUAAGGCUAAAACCUUUUGUUUGAAUGGCAGAGGUGAAGUAUUGUAUAUGCUUGGAACAGAAUGUGCAAGAAUCUUGGGAUUUAAGGAUAGUUACUUCAUGUUCCACAAAACCCCAAACUUGCGCAAAGUUUUGACGACCCAAACUGAAAGAGAUCAACUCAUUUACAUGAGAAUCCUUGCUCCAAAGUAUCGGUUUCGUCAACUAAGCAUCGUUCCAGCAAGGCAAAUGUUUCUCGCAUUUGGCCCCAAAAUACUAAUGAAAGGAAUUAUUGAUCCUGAACUUCAUAAAGAUAUCUGGAAUGCAAAUUGGUCAUGGGCUGAUGAGGAAUUUUCCCAUUUAGAUAAUUCAAUGCUCAGCAGUACUCGAUCAUCUUCUGUAAAGCCCGAGACAAGAUCAAUAGAUCAGACAACACCUGGUUUCGGGGAGAGUUUUCAAGAGAGAUAUAUACUUGCUUUAGCAAAAGAUGUAUCAGAUUAUAAUACGUCUUUGGGAAAAAUGAGAAACUUUAGGCGAGAUGCGCUUCGCUACUUUUACCAACAAGCCCGCUCUUCGAAGGCAAACUCAUAAGGGCAACCAGAAAAAACGGUAGUAAAUUACAUUUGCUACGAAUUUUUAUACUUAAUUCUAUUUGUACAUUAUAGUGAUACUUACUUUUGCUGGAAUUCAGAUCAUCAUACUAGUAUUUCAUUGAUUUGUUGGUGUUGAAACUUCAAAGCUACGCAUCUUUCAUUGUCCUGAGUGGAAUCUUAUCUAAAUCAUAUAAUAGCAUUUAUGUAUCGAAUAAGUUUUGCAGUGACUAUUGACCGUUUCGUGUCUCAUUUGCGAAUAACUAUUUACCCUUAUAAACGUUUCGUUCAACCUCUUUCCACAG
This is a messenger RNA of Schizosaccharomyces cryophilus OY26, 1877 nucleotides long. Its product is annotated as SWI/SNF complex subunit Snf59. The coding region runs from base 665 to 1573 and encodes 302 amino acids. The transcript is spliced from 2 exons. The record is from RefSeq and is a predicted model, not a curated record. Lineage: Eukaryota; Fungi; Ascomycota; Schizosaccharomycetes; Schizosaccharomycetales; Schizosaccharomycetaceae.